UCAAAUUUUAACCGAUUAUAAUCUGAUUUUUCUUUAAAUAUUUUUACAUGGGUGAUUAUUUCAUUUUUUUCGAGCAUCUGGCUUUAACUUUCCUAAGUGUGGUGUUUAUGACGAUGGCUGCCACUUGGUAGAGUUCAUCCGAAAUCAUUUUGAAGAUGAUCUAGUACGCACACCAGCAUCGACACUAUUAUAUGAGACCAAAUUUAGUGUCGAUAGAACACACUUUAAAGGACACGUAGGACGAUGGUGUCGAGCGCAUAUGAACCCUUAGAAAAACAAAAGUAAACAUUUCUUAACCUAAACGAUUGUCACAUUAACUUCUUAUAUGAUUAGUGCUGGAUAACAUUAACACUCAAGCAGCAGAACAAUUAUUCAGUUGGGUCAAAACCAACUCAAAUAUUCUUAGCACUCUUGGUUGGCGUAGAAUGCCAAUUUAUUUAUUAUUAAUAUUUCAUUAUAAAAACUUAGAACGUGUCGGAAUACGUCCAACACGUAUAUUUAAUAUUAUUUCUUCAAUUCCAAACGUUCCAACAAUUAGUCUCGCUUAUAUGGCAGACGUUAAACAAGUUCAACAACAUGAGGUACAAACACAACUUCGACAAUUAGUGAAUGUUAAAAAGUCAAAUGAUUCCUCCGAUCCAACAUCAACUAAAUCAACAGCUGAUGCUGCAUCUCAGAAGUCCAAAAUGGCUACGACUUCAGUAAGUAUUUUAAUUGAUUUAUUAAUUAAUUUUGUUAAAGCAAUUAUCUUAAUAUUACAGUCAUCAUCAAGAAGAUCAACUCGUUCAAGAAAUACAACACAAGUAUUACCAUCAGCAAAUGUCCAACUAGAUUGUUCAAGUGAUAGUGAUCUUGACGAUGAAGACUUCGAUGCUCUUGAAAAUGCCGAAGAAUUAGAAAGCAUACGAAAACAAUUAAAUCGAUAA
Molecule: messenger RNA, 926 nt
Organism: Adineta steineri
Lineage: Eukaryota; Metazoa; Rotifera; Eurotatoria; Adinetida; Adinetidae
Source: the annotation of a GenBank genome assembly